AUGCCUUGGAAUGUGAACGAGAACGACAUCCUGGACUUCGAGGAAGACCUGCAGCAGUACAUCUCCUAUGGUGGUUCGUCGCCCAUCGAGAACUACAUUGACAGAUUCAGCUCCUUGUCCUCGCUCCUGUCUUUCGGAGGGGCCGCGGAACCCCUGGGCACAAACCCGCCCACAAACGCACAGCGCUUUCAGUGGCAAGAUGAGCAUUGCCAGCGCGAGCAAACGGAGCGCCAACAGCAGCAGGAGCGCCCGCAGAUAGGACAGCGUGAACAAGAACAGCAGCAGGCAGAACGACAGGCACCGCGACAGCGAGACCGCCAACAGCAACAACUACAGCGACAGCAACGGCAGCAGCAGCAGCCGUUUUUACUGCAACAACAACGCAGCAUCUUUGGCUACCCACGCGCGCGCCGCCAGGAGCAGUCGGCACCCGCUCGCGCCGCAGUUAACAACGAGAACGACGACGCUGAACAAGAACUAAGGGCAGGCCAGGGCCGCAGUCAGCCAAGGCGAUGA
Messenger RNA from Rhipicephalus sanguineus (brown dog tick), 516 nucleotides. Its product is annotated as UPF0746 protein DDB_G0281095-like. Bases 1 to 516 code for a protein of 171 amino acids. Lineage: Eukaryota; Metazoa; Arthropoda; Arachnida; Ixodida; Ixodidae. The record is from RefSeq and is a predicted model, not a curated record. The transcript is spliced from 2 exons.